This is a messenger RNA of Anguilla rostrata (American eel), 5086 nucleotides long. It is a transcript of the gene fbxo34, whose product is annotated as F-box protein 34. NCBI's taxonomy places the organism in Eukaryota, Metazoa, Chordata, Actinopteri, Anguilliformes, Anguillidae. Bases 999 to 3062 code for a protein of 687 amino acids. Gene Ontology annotation, molecular function: protein binding. The transcript is spliced from 3 exons. The record is from RefSeq and is a predicted model, not a curated record.
CUGCUCUGAGCUCCACUCAGAGUUGGGAGCAUAGCGCUGUGUGAUGUGCUGCUCUGAGCUCCACUCUGAGUUGGGAGCCUAGCGCUGUGUGAUGUGCUGCUCUGAGCUCCACUCUGAGUUGGGAGCCUAGCGCUGUGUGAUGUGCUGCUCUGAGCUCCACUCUGAGUUGGGAGCCUAGCGCUGUGUGAUGUGCUGCUCUGAGCUCCACUCUGAGUUGGGAGCAUAGCGCUGUGUGAUGUGCCGCUCUGAGCUCCACUCUGAGAGCAGGGUGUUGCGAGUGCUGGAAAGCAGCAGUUUGUGGGUAAGGGUGGGGUGAGGAAGGUACAACAGGUUUUAGCAAGUCAGUGUGUGUUUAAGUGAGUGGUACACUAUUUUGGUAUUUCUCUGUGGUGUAUACCAGUCUCUGGUUUCGCUGGGGGAAGGUUAGAGUUGAGAGUAUUUUUUCCAGCCUUGGUUCUCGAGUUCUUCAUAAAUAAUGUGAGUUUAGUAAGGGUUAAAUGGAUUGACACAAUGUUGGAGAAAACCGGUUGUGUCAUAGCAUUAGCUGGCCUUUUGUUUCACUGUUAGAUAUGUUUGGUAGCAUAGUUCACGAAUUGACCAUUUCCAGGUGCGUACGCCUUGUUUUUUAGGUCAGUUAAGCUGAGCUUCUUGUCUUCUCUUUUAGCGUGAUCCGGUGUGGUUAGCUGGGAGUACAGGUUUGGUUUCAGCAUUAAUAAAAAUGACAGUAGAUGCAGGUGCUGGGCAGAGCGAGAUCAGAAAGCUCUUUCACAGGCCUCCUCAGCUGUGGUUUAAACUCCCGUUGUGUCUUUAUUGCCCCUUUGACAUGUGCUGUUCCUGUCCGAGUGCCUGGCAAACAGACGCCUUUGUCUGUGCGGGGAAACUGCAGCCGCUGUCUCGGUAGUGUCCUGAGGUGUGAGGUCAUCUGAUCCUAGCCUGAGGGGAGGAGUUUCCGGAAGGGCAGGAUUGAGAGAGACAGUCACACUGAGGGGAGGAGCUUGAUGCCUGGGAGAUGUGAAUAUAUAAUGAGUUCCUGCCGACCAGCUCCCUACAGGGAACCACGGAAACCGCCCUCCACAAUUCACCCUGCCUGGAGGUUUGCAACUAUGCACCUCAAGCCAUAUCCGAAGUUCCAGAAGAAAGAGCUGCAGCUGGAGUCGAGCCAAGACGACGCCCGGGGCCUUCAUGCUGGCCAGCAGGGGGCGCUGAGGGCCGAGCGGCCCGCGAGACAGCCAUGCUCUCCAGGGGCUGUCCCCGGCAACGGCACGGCCAGCCGCCAGCCCCUCAGCGCCAUCUCCUCCAACAACGCGCCGUGCAGGGGCGGCGCCCCCGCCCCCAAACCCGGCGGGGAGGCUCCCAGCAGCCCCUGGGGCCGGAAGGGCUCCUCGCUGCCGGUCUCGCUGCUGCUCCUGUCCUCCGGGCCGGAGCAGGACGGCUCGCUGACCCUGUACCAGGGGGACGGCGGGGACGGGCAGCUGGACAUCUGGGCCGUCAUCAAGCCCGGCAACACCAAGGAGAAGAUCGCCAUCUUCGCCGGCCAGCAGUGCGCGCGGCCCAGCGGCCCGGGCAGCCCCGCCACCGGGGGCAGCAGAGGGGACGAGGCUCCCGCCAGCCUGCGGACGGUCUCCAUGAAGGCCAAAGGCUGCUGGGAGGUGGAGGGGUCCGUGGCCAAGCGCAGGAAAUGCUCCUCUGACCCGGACAAGAGGCGCGGCCCCGAGCAGCUCCCGCAGGGGGGCGGGGGAGCGGAGCGGGAGGCCGGGGAGGCGGAGCCACUCCGCGGGGAGGGGGAAGGGGAAGGGGAAGGAGAGGGACAGGGGGAGGGGGGGGAGGAGGGAGGGAAGACUCUCUCCGUGGUGGAGAUGGUGGCCUACCUGGAGCAGAGGGCGAACGAGCAGCAGGUGGACUGCUCCAAACCACUCCACCCGCGCAGCCUGGUCUCCGCGCCCAAGGCCCCGCCCCUGGAGGACCAGCCCGGGGGCCCGGAGGCGUGGGAGGGCCGCGAGGAGGAGGGCGAGAGCGUGCGCGUCCUGGACAUGGUGGCCAAGCUGGAGUCGGAGUGCCUGAAGAGGCAGAGCGAGCGGGAGGGGGGCGGCGACCUGUCGCGCAGCAACAGCCUGCGCCGCAACGUGUGCCGCGUGCUGCUGGCGGGGGCGGGGCCGGGGGAGGGGCCGGGGGCGGAGCCGCGUCCCGACCUCGCAGGCGCUCGCCGCUGCGACGCCGCGCCCGUGGCCCCGGCGGAGGCGGAGUCGGGGGCCGCGCCCGGGGUGGAGCCCGAGCGCUGCGAGUCGGCGGCCGAACCCUGUGUGCAGACGGAGGAGGAGCGGGAGGAGGAGGCGGAGGAGGAGGAGACGGCGAUGGUGGAGAGCGGCUCUCGCGCUGAGCACCGCGAGGAGCCGCUCCCCGGGAUGCUGUUCUGCUUCUCCCCGCUGCAGGAGCAGCCGCUGCCCACCGCGGAGUCUUCGCACGAGCAGGAGGAGGAGGAGGAGACUGGAGCCAAAGAGGAGGAGCUGGAGGAGCUGCUGGAGGAGGAGGAGCUGGAGAAGGCGGCGGGCGUGGGCAGCCCUGAGCGGGUGCCCUUCCCCCUGCGCAGGCUGGUCUCCCACAGGUUCCUGGAGAUGCGCUUCAAGAUCCAGCUGCUGCUGGAGCCGCAGCAGUACAUGGCCCUGCUGCCGCACCACAUCAUGGUGAAGAUCUUCAGCCUGCUGCCCACGCAGACGCUGGCCGCCCUCAAGUGCACCUGCCACUACUUCAAGUUCGUCAUCGAGAGCUACGGCGUGCGGCCGGCCGACUCGCGCUGGGUCUGCGACCCCCGCUACCGGGACGACCCCUGCAAGCAGUGCAAGCGGCGCUACGGGCGGGGCGACGUGUCCCUCUGCCGCUGGCACCACAAGCCCUACUGCCAGGCCCUGCCCUACGGCCCGGGCUACUGGAUGUGCUGCCACGGCUCGCACAAGGACACGCCCGGCUGCAACGUGGGCCUCCACGACAACCGCUGGGUCCCCGCCUUCCACAGCAUCAACAUGCCAAUUUACAAGAAAGCCAGGGAGAGCGAGGAGGACUCUUAGUGAGGGAGAGAGGGGGCUUGGGCACGGUGUGCCUUUUUUUUUUAUUUCUGAGGGCUUUGUGCGUGUGUGCGUGUGUGCGUGUGUGUGUGUGUGUGUGUGUGUGCGUGUGUGUGUAGGUGUGACAGACCAGGUUGCUGACGCUGAUGAGGAAUCACUGGAUCCCCCACCCAAACCUACCUGCUGGUUCUUCAAGAAAAAUGUCAGCACUUUAGCCUCACAAGACAGAGCUUCUCAAAGCAUUCUGGUUACAGUACUGCUUGCUUUUUUGUCUACUGGCAUUAAUCAUUUUUUUCUGAGGAUGUUGUUGCUUUAAAUCAGGGGUUGUCAGAUCUUAUCCAAAUGCAGGUGCAGGAGGCAGGCUUUUGUUUUAGUUCAGCGCUGACGCCUCAUUCAACUAAUUAACUAAUCCUGGCCUUCAAUCCAGACCUUGAGAAGUAGAAUGAGGCGUCGUGGUGCAGGGCUAAAGCAAAAAAACCUGCACCCACACCGGUGCUUUUUGGAUAAGAUUGGAGAAAAAAAGACAUUCAACAUUUUCUCUUGUUUAUGGGUAGGAUGUCGCCCAUACCCCGCCUCCUCUCCCACCACCUUCAGUCUCCGUAAAGCAUUAACAUGGCUAAUAAUGUCUGAGGUGAAUGCUUAUCUGCCAAGCAGAUAAUAUGGAAUAAUAAUGCUUUCUCAGCAUACCCAUAUAUGUGAAUUGCUAAAUUAUGUUGGGUGUAAUUGCAAAAAGGCCUUUUAAAUGUAAUAAUGUGAAUUUACCAAAUCGUACCCCCUCAGCCCCUCUCCCUGCUCCCAAUCCCCAGUUUAAUAUUCUCAACCCCCCCCCCCCCCCCCAUGACCAGUGACGGAGUUGGCCAAACAGCCUGGGCUUCUCUUUCCUGAGUGAGUGGAGCCAUUUCGAAGCCCUGUUGCGUUUACAAUGUAUAUAAAGCGAAAUCCUAUAUCAGUACAGGGUAAGGAACGACGGCAUGCACAGUACUUCAGAAAGCUUCCGCCUUCAGCUGGUGGAACAGUUAUGGGUUCUUUUCGGUUUUUUUUUUUGGUUUGCAGUUUUUUUUUUUUUUUUUUUUUACCCUCCCCGUUGUGUACAUAUUUAAGAAAUGACAGCUUGUAUAUAGUUCUAGCACAGGCCCAGCCGUUAACUCCUGCGAUACACCUGCAGAUACAGCCUACAGCUACUACCAGUGUUUUUAUGGGGGUUUUUUUUUUUUUUAAGCAUCUCUAUCGCUCAUUCGACAGUCCCGCCCUGGAAGGGAAAACAUUUAAACAUGGAAAGUUUGGGGGCAAAUCGAACUCCUCUGUUCUUUACAACGGCUUAGACUGCACACCAUUCGGCUUGAGUCAAAAAAGCGGGCAGGGCCAACGGGAAUGGACAGUAAUGAUCUAAAAGAAAUUGUAUCCCUAUUUUUAAAGGCAUUGUAUAGUGACCCUGCAAUGAGAUUUUAAUUUUUUUUUGUUUUGUUUUGUUUUGUUUUGCCUGUGUGAGCAUUUUACAAUAAAGUGUGCGUUCCUGGAGGUUUUGUCCGUUCUGCCUUCUCUCUGUGGCCACAGUGUGCGGAUGGAUUACAGGGAGGAUCAGCAUGGUGCUUGACCUAGGAAAAGGGAAUGACUCUGGCCUUAAUGGACUACAUGUGUCCAGAACAGUCUAGAACUUUACUCUGCCCCUCAGGGUUCCCACACUCCUUCAUAAUCCUUGAACAGUUGCAAAGCGAGGGGAAAAUUGGCCAAAUUAGGGAAAACCUUUACAGUGAUUGACUGGCAACCAUCUUCUUGCCAACUCGGUAGCUUUGUUUUUUGUUUUCUGUCAAGUCCCGAAAUACCAGUGCACGGUUUGUAAUGUGCCUCAGUCUGUCCACCUCCCAGCAGUUAGCCCUGUUGCUCCAAAAUAUUUAAAAUCAUGUAUUUAUUCCUAAACAUUCGCGAGGCAUUAUUCUGACUGUGGGAACCCUACCCCCCCUCCCUGAAUCCCACAUUGUGAUCGGUUUCAGAUAUUGAUGUCCGUAAAUAAAGAACAUUUAAACGUA